Messenger RNA from Lymnaea stagnalis (great pond snail), 7500 nucleotides. Lineage: Eukaryota; Metazoa; Mollusca; Gastropoda; Lymnaeidae. The record is from the annotation of a GenBank genome assembly.
AUCAAAUAUCGCCAACUGUACCGGUAUUCUGUAAAACACGGUUUAUAUGAAGGCGUUUUCUAAAGAUUAAACGACGUGUAAUUUGCGUAGUCUAACCGAAAUUACGAGAACUUAUCAUAUACAUAAGCACUCUUACUGUUUUUUUUUCAUUCCUUAGCUCGGCUUAAUUUCCUAUUUAACUAUUCAAUCUAAAAAAAAUAUUCUAAGAAUUAAAAAUUAAAACCCAUCACUGAUUUAUCUGUUGCGAAACGCAUGCAGCAGAGACCUACUAAUAGCUAAGUACGAGAUUGAAAACGACAAGAACGUGUUGAAAAAGUUGCGAAUUACGACUCAGUACAAAGUUUAUUGAAAAUUUUGCUAGCUGUCAGUGUAAAUUCACUAUUUAUUUAUUAAACUAUUAAAUAUGACCAGCUUAUUUCAAGUAACUACACGGAGUGCUGCAUUGUUAUUACUUGUAUGCGCUCUUUUCUCAUUCUUUGCGGAAGCAAAAAAGGAAAAAGAUGAGAGAGAAUGUGAAGGUAUGUAGACUUUAUAGGCCUAAUUUCAUCAUCAUUCCUUUGUUUUUUUAUAAUUCAGUUUCAUAAAAGGUAAAGUUCUUUGUUAAAUGAAGUCUAGUGACUCAGUCAGUAUUAGUUACUAAGACAACUUAGUAGUAUUAUAGUCUAUUAAUAUUUAAGUAGGCCGUAUGCCUAUAUAGACUAUAGGGUUACCAGACUAUACUAUAUAGGCCUACUAAUUUUAUAGAGUGUACUGACUGUAUUAGUAUUAGUAGCUAUAAAAUAUGGGAAGCGUUAUCCACACAGCUCUGUGAAUAACGUUGAGCGUUAUCGGCAGACCGAGGUCUGCGAAUAAUGCAGAGCGUUAUUGUUUGACAGAAAUGUUCCCAUAAUUACGCACAUUUCUAGAAAUAAUUAAGAUCACAUUCCAAGCCGGAGUAGGGGUGUAGUUUUAAGUAAUGUAGGAUAGAUCGAUCGUUAAUGAGAAUGGCACAAACACAUCUCAAAACCGAAGCUACCGGUAUGCACAAGUUAAAUUUAAAAAAUUUAAUAGGCCUAACUAUAGCCUAUAUAUUGGAUAUAGGACAAUUAAUUGUGCCUACAUCUGCUCUGUUAGGGGCCAACAUAUUCAACCUAUAGAGUGUUACUAAUAGAUCCAGUCAAACCUCCUACUCCUAGACAUAGCUAAUUUUCUGGUAUUUCAUAUUAAAUGGUAUACUUAUACCAGUAAUAAAAAUGGUACCGGAAUUCUCCAUGUAGACUCACUUUCACCCAUUGUAGAGAUGUCUUUAAAUGAUGUCAAAGCUUGAUAGGAUAUCGUUAUGUUUUUUUUAAAGCACUAUGAUAUAUCACAUAGUCCAGAAAUGUUCUGACAGAAAUAGUUGACAUGCCGUGCAACAGUGUUAUGAUGCAGAGAGGUGUCUCCAUCAGGCGGCCAUGUGAGAGACGGGGAGGGGUAUCUAGGCCCUACAUCGAUAAUAACAGAAUCUAAUCCUGUUUAAGGCUAGUAUUUUUUCCUGAUCCUUGAGGGUGUCCCUAAGUCUACCCAGCUCUGGCCUUAGCUUGGGAAAAGUAAAGCUGGCUGGUUAUUACGCUGGCAAUACACUCACACUUGUAAACGCUGCUUCAAUUGCCCCAAGGGAACUUUACUUCCCAAAGACUCGCAAUGCAUCCUACGACCAGCAGGGUUCCAAUUAAUUUUUGUAUGCUUUUUUUUGUAUUUAGACCCAUAGUUACAACAGUGGCAGUAUGGCUUUUUGUUUCAAUUAUCAACAUUUUUUUUACAAGAGCUAAAAUUGUUGAUGUCAAUGAUAUUGAUAUGUUUUAAGUACGGUACCGGUAUGUUCAUUUCAUUGUCAUCACUAAAUGUUAUUUCAACUAUUUCUGGAGCGGCAUAUUGUGUCCCUACUUAUUAUGAUACUUAUUAGAAAAUAAAAUGAAACAAAUAAAACGUGACAUAUUUUUUCAGCUAAACAUUAAUACACAACUCUGAGAUCUAAAAUAUUUGAAUAAGUAAGUUAUUAAUAAGUAUUUGUUUAUUAGAGAAAAAACAAAUGGAUGUUAAAGUCUAUGAGUGGAAUUAUACAAAGAAAAUUAAACAGUCAAAAGAGCUAAAAGUAUAUCACAAUGUACAGUUAGAACAGCUGUAUCUGACUUAAACAUGGUUUAUGCGGCUCAUCUGCAUGUCCAUGUUGUUUACAGUUUUUUUACGAAACUUGAAUGAACAUUCUAACAAAAUAGAUUGAAACUUGUAACAAAACUAUAUGAAAAUAAUAAUAAAACUAUUUGAACAGAAUAAGAAAGCUAUAUGAAGAAUAUUAUAAUAUAACACUACGAAAUAACCAUUAAAUAUUUUUUUCUUUUAAAUUUUUUAUAAAAAUGAGGCUUCCCCGACAGGGAAUCGAACCUAUGUCUGCCGGGUGACGGGCGGAGAUACUCACCACUACUCUACCUAGGAGAUGUUUACAUACGAACUUUGUAUUUUAUAUUCAAAAUUUAAUUUAUCACAUUCUGCAAAUAAUGUCGAGGGUUAUCGGCAGACCGAAAUCUGUGAAUAACGGCGAGCGUUAUCCGCUCAGCUCUGUGAAUAAUCACUUCGAUAAAAUAUAAUAAUAAUAAUAAUAAAGUUCAUUUCAAAACACGCCUCAUCCCCAAAGGCUCGAAGCGCGGUACAAAGUCAACAAAAAACAAAUCUAUAAUUUACCACAUUUAAAACAAAAGCAACUCUACAAAAACUAAUUACAAGCAUACAAUUGCAAAGUCUUUCUACCCAUUUCAACCCUGAGUAACACAGCUAACAUGCAUUAAAUGGAAAAUAUGGUAGACAAUCAUCCCAGAAGGUGUUUGCGAAAUAGAUGUGUCUUUAAAUCGGUUUUAAAGGACUCCAGUGUCUGGUUGUUUCUGAGAUCGACAGGAAGGGCGUUCCAAAUUGUUGGACCAGCAAAUGCGAAAGUGCGCUUUCUGUAAGUCUCAAGGCAAACACGUGGUGUCGAGAGUUUGCCAUUAUCGGAUGAGAGGAGCUCUCUAGUGGGUACAUAAGGCGUCAGCAGCUCUUUCAGAUAGGACGGAUAAGUAUAGGCGGAUAGGGCAGAGGUAAUUCCAAUUUGUUUUGACACAUCAACAUUGAACAGGGAUGAGAGUUUUCGUUGGUUAGUUUUUUAGAAUAUUUUUUGCCUAUACCUCACCUAGGCCUGGUAAAUUAAUUCAGUCUAGCCCAGUCCAUUGUUGGCUAGUACAUACAACAUUGUGAAAGUGAAGGAAUUUUUUUUGUACUAAGACUAAGCUGACUAAGUUAUACAUUUUCUUUAAGUUAAGGGCAUAGGAGAUAGUACUUAACUCGUACGGUACAUAGUUUUAUAAUGUCAUAAUGAAUAAUGCAUUUCAGUUUUGGAGGCAAAGAAAGGCUAGGCCUAUACUAAAAGUAAAGGGCCUAUAAUAUUUUAUUUCUAUUAAUAGUUAUAGGUCAUGAUGUAUUAUUACCCUUCAUCUUAAAGCCCUAUGCCUAUAUUAAUAUUUAAUUAAAAUUGGAUUGAUUGGGUCAGAGAUUGCACACAUUGUCACAUUAAGCAUUUAUUCAAAACUUUGACGUUAAAAAAGCAAGUUUGGGGGGGGGGAGCAUUUAAAAUUAAGUUGUGACAUUCUGAUGUUCCUCUCUCCUGUUUUCUAAGAAAUCUCUGACCUGGUAAUAAAAAAGAGACCUAAUUAUCUUAUGUGCUCAGGUUGAAAAGUUUCAAUAUCACGAGUCUUGAGUCAUAAAAUUAAUUUUGUGUGUUGAAGGAAGUUACACAUUCUUUUAUGUCAACUUUUUUUAAAAUCUUUGUCGAAUCAUGAAAUAGAAAUAUGAAUAGACGUGCACCAAAUUUUAGCUCUUUAUAGUUCCACUAACCAGAGAUAAAAACAUUUAAAGUAACCAAACCAUCCAAAAUAUGUCAACAAGCAUUUCUCAAAUAAAGAGUUCUAUCUAUGGACCAUUCAAUCCAAGCAGACCUAGUUCUUUAUGGUUUAUUUUAUUUACUUGCAGUUUGUAUUGGUGCCAUAAAUAAAUUUAAGGAAGAAAUAUCUGAAGAACUUUAUGGCAAUGUGGAGAAACUGGAAACAGCUUUCAGAAAGUAUUGCAAAAAAUUGCCAAAAGGUGGAAAGGAAAACCGAUUUGUAAGUAUGGUACAUUGACGUGAUUCUACAUUUUAAAGUUUUACAUAUUCAUCAGAUUAAGAUACUCCAGUCAUUACAUUGUAGUUUUUUUAAAAAUGAUUCUAUUCCUUUUUUUAGGCUAAAUGAAAGACACAUUCAAAAGAAAAUAAAAUAAAAUAGAAGCUUUUUAGAACAUAUACUUAGGCCAUAGCCCCAUAAGCACAGAAAAAAUUAUUCAUCAAAUGAUUUUUUUUCUAGUAUUUCAAAUAAAUAGUUUUGGUUCAUGGAUGUUUUCAAAAUUUUAAGAAAGCUUAGAAAUUGAUUUUAGAAUAUGGAACUUAAGUCUAGUUCAGUUAACUCAUAUAAAAGCUAUUUGCAUUAAAAUUUAUAUUUCUAGUGUUACUUUGUCGGUGGGACAGAAGAUGCAGCAACAGGCAUCUUAAGCAAUUUGAUUAGACCUUUAAGCUAUCAUCUCCCUUCUGACAAAAUCUGUGAGAAGCUGAAGGCUAUGGACUCGCAGAUUUGUGAGCUGAGAUAUGGUAAGUUAGCUUUGUUUUAUAGAAUUCUCAUUUUGACCCAUAUUUUCAAAGUUCUACUUAAAUCUUUAGCAUUCAGACCAAGCUGUUGGACGGAAUAGUUUUAUAGUUAAGUGCAGGGAAAAUACUACUCUGUUUUAUCAGUUUUAAAACAGUUGAAGUGAAUUAUCCAUUUCCAAUCUUUGUUUUUUUUUUUUGGCGAUAUUCUCAAACAUUGUAAGUUCUCAGUUGGCUAACUAUAAAUUAGGCCAUUUACUUAAAAAAAAAUCCCAAUUUAAAGUAUCCGUUAUAUAUUAUGUUACUGUAUCAGAUUGAUAAGGUUUUCUUGAAUAGUAGGAAGUUCAUACCAAUCAGGGGUGGGGGAGGGGGGUGUAGACUCCAGCAAUUGGUAAAACAACCAUGUCAAACUGAAUUUUGUAGAGUAGCUUUUUUUGGGUAUGAGUUUAAAGCUUAAAAAUGGAAGGUAGCAGUAAAGUUUUCAUUGGAUAAAAUUAACUUAUAAUAUCAACAGUUAAGUUUCAGCUGCGUGAAUAGUUUUUGACAGUUAAAAAAAUUAAAUACAAGUACAUGUAUAUAGGGCUCUACAAAAAUGAAUCUAAUGUGAUUAUUUCGUGGUGUUUUAUGUAACUACAACAUAAUAUAGUUGUAAAUAUAGGUAACCUAAGAGUCCCCCUCUGAAUUAUAUUUGCAUUAUCUCUUCAUUGUCAAUUUAGAUGUUAAGCCAGACUUCACCAAGAUUAAUAAGAUGAAAGUCGGAGAACUCAAGAAGAUUCUUUCUAACUGGGGUGAAGACAGUGCAUGCAAAGGCUGUGCUGAGAAGGCAGAUUUUAUCAAGAAAGUCAGGGAGCUGAUGCCUAAACAUGAUCCUGAGGAGUGGAAGAAACUUCAAGCAUUAGAGAAAGAAUUAUGAUCUAAAGAUAGUUAGGUGUUGAUUUGGUGUGGGCGUGGGAUUGCAAGAUAUAUAAAGGUUUGAAUGUUGGGUGGUGAAGACAUUUUGAUUUCUUUUGAAAGACUGGAAUGUAUGUGACAUUUUUCAUGAUGUUUUAUAGUGUGUGUUGGUGAAAUAUGAAUGGGGAAAAAUGUGUUUUCAUUCUUUAAAAGAAAACGUACGAGUAGAAUUGAUUCAAGUUAACUGUUUGGAUUUCAGCAUAACAUUAAAAGUCAGAUAAUUUGUCUAAAAAAUAUGAUUAAUUCCAUAGUUAAGGUGGUUUUUUUGUUUUAAAUUUUAAAAUUUUUUUAUUUUGGUUUUAAUUAAAAAACAGUAUGUUUAUGUUCCAAACUGUUAGAUUUCUCCAUCAGCUUGAUUGAUUAAUUUAAAACAAGUGAAGUUUCAAUAUUGAAAAAGGGGAAUUGAUAUUUGAAUUGAGUAGUUAGGUCUGAGUGGAGGGAAUUGGUGAGGCAGGCGAAAGCCCCACAUGGGCUAUAGUGCCACAGGGAUGGAUGUCUGCUCUUGUAUUGAAAUAGGGCUCAUAUGAAAAAGCGUACAUGUUGUAGUUGAUUUAAUGAACUUUUGAUCUGUCUAUUUUAAAAACUCUACUUUUUUGAUGAUCAAAUUGAUCACUUACAAUCUGGUGAUGUGUGGAUGCAUUUUUAUAAACUUCAAAUGUGUUUGAAAUGACGUAUGCUGCUGACUGACUGUUUACUGGAGUUAGUCAGUUUGUGUGAGGUGUCAUUGUUAACUAUAUUUAUAUACCAUAUCGCAGGGUUUAUAGCAUGACAAGGGACUGAGCACAAUCUGGUUACAAUCGUCAUAGAAUGUUUCCUGUGGCUUUCUCAUAUAUAUUUGGGGCUUAGAAUAAACUGAGAGGUUGCUGUUUUUUUUAAAAUGCAAGUAAAGUUACAAAUGGUUUGAUCUUGGUAUAUUCAGUUUGUGAAGAAUGGCUGUUAGUAAUGCAGUAAUGGUUCAGCUGCGAGUAUCUGAAGCAUGUCUUAGCUUGUGUACAAGACCCUUAAAUUUAGUGUAUUUGCAGAUGUUAUUUUUAGCAUUUUCCUAUUCAUGGUUUGUCACUGCUGUUUUUUUUUUUCUCAGUCUGAUUUUUCAUUUAAGUUUAAGUCAGAACUUCUUUUCAUUGCCAUGCUCUUGAUAGUUUACCUUUGUCACAGUUUAGUUUUUUACCUCUUUACUACUCUGAGAUGUUAUGGUCCUUUUUGGGAGUUUUAAAUUUAAGUUUUACAUGAGAUGCCAUGUUACACAAUGUAGUAAAAAGCACUUGAGAUGCGGUGCUCUACAAUGUAGUACAAACACCCUUGUAAUUGUAAGGAUACAUAAAGGACUGAGGUGGUAACUGGUGUACUUUGCUGAUUUGUUGUAACAACAGCCCUUGUAAUAUAUGUAUUAUUAUCUAACUGUCCCAGGCUUUAAGAACUUACAUUUGCAACAUCCACAUUUCUGAAAUUGAAAUAUAAAAUUAUGGAAACAAAGUAUGGCAAGUGAAGCCUAUAGACUUUAACUGUUUUGUCAUUUAUUGACAAGUGAAUCAGGACAUUGAAGCUAAAUUUUCUUGACCCAACUCUAGCUACACGAAUGACCAGCAAUCCUACAUGCUUAAUGGUUGUAACCUCAAUAUAUGACUCAUUCUCAUAGUGAGCUGAUCAUUUGUAGUAGACCCAUAUGGUUCAUUUAGUAUUGCUAGGUGUUGUAGUGUUGGUUAUUUUCUGGUUAUGUUGAACCAAAGUCAGGGUGUUGGUUACUACUCAAUGUGACAUGUUGUAUUGUUUGGACUUUGUCAAAUAAAUCUGAGAUGAUUUAAAUUAUUAGAUUGUUUGAGUUGACACUCUGUAGUCUACUGUAGUAAUUGCUGUUAAUAGACUUUAUUCAACUGUCCCCCAGUUGCUAU